Gallus gallus (chicken) is the source of this 4713-nucleotide messenger RNA. RefSeq names its product cortactin (gene CTTN). Gene Ontology annotation, cellular component: lamellipodium; plasma membrane; actin filament. Gene Ontology annotation, biological process: regulation of actin filament polymerization. Bases 1259 to 3055 code for a protein of 598 amino acids. Lineage: Eukaryota; Metazoa; Chordata; Aves; Galliformes; Phasianidae. Gene Ontology annotation, molecular function: actin filament binding. The transcript has 16 exons. The record is from RefSeq and is a predicted model, not a curated record.
GAGGAAGAGGAAACGUACUGCUGCUUUGUCAAGGUGUGCUCUGCUCUUCUCUCACACCCCUCCCGGAGCAGUCUGUGGUUUGCUGUUGUUGGUUCAAUUAUUUGAUUUUAUAUGAUCUAUAUGAUUUCUCACUCACUCUUGCUCUUAUUUCAAGUCCUGGCACUUCUGACGUGCUCUGUAAAAUUGGCCCACUGGUUCAUUCUGUUAGACUGCAGAGCAUGCAGGGUUUUUGUUGUUGUAGUAUAAGCUUUACUGCAAAUUAUUAUGUGUUUAAAACUGAAUUUCCAUUCUACCUUCUGAGUUAUGUUUGUGUGAAAGAAAUAGUCUACAUUAAUAAUCUUCAUAAAGCAUUUUUACUUAAAAAAGUAAAGGUAAGCAGACAGGAUGAUGGAAUGUUCAAGAACUGUACUCUAGUUGCACAGAAAUGACGAAAAAUCCUUCCUCUGACUCAUGAACCUGAAAAAGCUGGGAGAACAGAAAGCUUUUUGUUGUUGUCUUUGGUUGAUGCCUUAGAGUGUUUAUAUAUAUUUAUAUAUGUAUUUAAUUUUUCUAGAAUAAGCUCUGUAAAACACAGCCAGUAGCACUAGGCAGGUGAUACACUCUGCUCCCUGGUCACGUUCAGAAGUGUUAAUUAAAGUGCCCAACCUGAUACUCUACUGGGUAUAGUAUUUCCAGAAAGGGAGAUACCCAAAGUGCUCUAGCUGUUGUUUCAGGAUGUUACUGCUUGCCUUUUGCUUCCUGUUAUCAUCACAGCAGCACUCGCCCUCUAUUCCUCCCGCAAGUCAGCUGGGACGCUGAGUUUUGCACGUUUCACAGGGGAUUAUCUGAGAAAUGCAGCAACUUGCAUACCCUGUUGUUGAAGGCAAGUGGACAGUGUCUAGAUUGUAUGCAAAUUCUUGUAGUUGUUUGGUUUUCUCGUAACUCGUUGCACAUCUGAGGCAGCACGUGGAACACAACAUCAUACUCAUCAUUACAAAUGGUUGGUGCAAAACAGCUAUUGCUAUGUCCUAAGUUUGUGCACAGGGUGUGGAAUUAGCAGCAGUCCUCAGGAAGGGACGUGGAGUGGGAUUGCUGCCUGAACAGAAGUCCUCAGUGCAGAGGUACAAAGGGUGCUACCAGUGAGUGAACUAAAACCCUGUGUUAAUUUGAACAAAGGUCUCUUCCUUGGUCUCUUUAAAAUCUCAUCUUUAAUUGCUGCUGAUCUUUGUGCAGUGCCAGUAGAAAAAUUAAGGAUGUGGCUCAAACAGCCUGAGAGCUAAUGACCACAGAGGUGGCUGAUGUUUGUUUCCUUUGCUGGGAAUUUUGGGUUGCGCUUCUGUCAGCAUACAUAGAAGGUAAAGUGAGGUUUCUAUGUAACGGGAGCAUGACGGUGCUGCUUCUGGUGGUGUUGCAGAUGUGGAAGGCUACCGCAGGCCACUCCAUUGCCGUCAGCCAGGAUGAUGGAGCAGAUGACUGGGAGACAGAUCCCGACUUUGUGAAUGACGUGAGUGAGAAAGAGCAGCGCUGGGGGGCUAAAACUGUGAAAGGAUCCGGCCAUCAAGAGCACAUCAAUAUUCAUCAACUGAGAGAGAAUGUAUUCCAAGAACACCAGACCAUCAAAGAGAAGGAGCUUGAAACAGGACCAAAAGCUUCCCAUGGCUAUGGAGGGAAAUUCGGCGUUGAACAAGAUCGCAUGGAUAAAUCAGCUGUUGGACACGAGUACCAGUCAAAGCUUUCUAAGCAUUGCUCACAAGUGGAUUCUGUGAAAGGAUUUGGAGGCAAGUUUGGAGUACAAACUGACAGAGUUGACCAGUCAGCUGUUGGGUUUGAAUACCAGGGGAAAACUGAGAAACAUGCCUCCCAAAAAGACUACUCAAGUGGUUUUGGUGGAAAAUAUGGAGUGCAAGCUGACAGGGUGGACAAGAGUGCAGUGGGGUUUGAUUACCAGGGUAAAACCGAGAAACAUGAGUCACAAAAAGAUUAUUCCAAGGGCUUUGGUGGUAAAUAUGGUGUUGACAAGGACAAAGUGGACAAAAGUGCUGUUGGCUUUGAAUAUCAAGGCAAAACGGAAAAACAUGAAUCACAGAAAGAUUAUGUGAAGGGGUUUGGAGGCAAGUUUGGUGUGCAGACAGACAGACAAGACAAAUGUGCACUUGGCUGGGAUCACCAGGAGAAAGUGCAGCUGCAUGAAUCCCAGAAAGACUAUAAGAGUGGUUUCGGAGGGAAAUUUGGUGUACAGACAGAAAGGCAGGACCCAUCUGCUGUGGGGUUUGAUUACAAGGAGAAACUAGCCAAGCAUGAAUCUCAACAAGAUUAUUCAAAAGGAUUUGGUGGGAAGUACGGUGUACAGAAGGAUCGGAUGGAUAAGAAUGCAGCAACUUUUGAAGAUAUUGAGAAACCAACCUCAACAUAUCAGAAAACUAAGCCAGUAGAAGCUGUCGCUAAUAAAACAAGUAGCAUUAGAGCUAACUUUGAAAACCUCGCCAAGGAGAAAGAACAGGAAGACCGAAGGAAGGCAGAAGCUGAGAGAGCACAAAGAAUGGCACGGGAGAAACAAGAACAGGAAGAGGCUCGAAGGAAACUGGAGGAGCAAGCUAAAGCCAAAAAACAAACUCCACCACCAUCUCCUACCACACAACCAGCUGAACCGAAGACACCCUCAAGCCCAGUCUACCAGGAUGCAGUUUCCUAUGAUGCAGAGUCUGCCUACAAGAACUCUAGCACAACAUACUCAGCAGAACACGAGCCGGAAUCCGGCUACAAAACGACAGGGUCAGACUACCAAGAAGCAGUGAGUCAGCGAGAGGCAGAAUAUGAACCAGAGACAGUCUAUGAAGUGGCAGGGGCAGGAGACCAUUACCAAGCAGAAGAAAAUACCUACGAUGAAUAUGAAAAUGAACUUGGAAUUACAGCCAUAGCUCUUUAUGAUUAUCAGGCUGCGGGUGAUGACGAGAUCUCCUUUGAUCCAGAUGACAUCAUCACAAACAUAGAGAUGAUAGAUGACGGCUGGUGGAGGGGUGUCUGCAAAGGCCGAUACGGGUUGUUCCCAGCGAAUUAUGUGGAGCUGAGACAAUAGAGACUGUUGUCUGCUGGUUAUGCCUUAAUUCCCCAGUCAAUAAAUCUGACCUAAUACACUACAAAUCAUGAUGCUUUUCUGAGAAUGGAGGGGUAUAUACAUAUUGCUUUUAUAUUUAAUACUUUGCCGAUGCUUUUUAAAAUGUUUAUGCCACAGAAGUUGCUAAUAUAUUGUAACUACUCUGUUCUUCACUGAGGCUCUUAAAAUGAUUUUCAUGCAUUUGGAACCAUUCUCUGCCAAAUUAGCGAUUGUCGUAAAAAGCCUUUCCAAGGACAAUUAGCUGUCUGUCAUAAUAUUGCAUGUUUUACUCAUAAGUGAGCAGAUUUACCUCGUGUUUAAGUCUAGUUAGUCUUCCACUAAAUGUUUCCAGCUCAGAAAAUCAUGGCUUUGCAGGUUAUUUGCAUUUCCACUAAGCAAACGGGGUGGGCAGGACUGGGAAGGGGCAUAAUUUUUUCCUUUUUUUUUUUUUUCUUGAUAGUAUGUGAAAAAGCAAAGAGAAUGCUUGAAAGUUACAGCUAAUGGCAGUUAAUCAAGUGCUCUCCGAUAUUUACUGAGUAUUAAUGUUAUGAAGGAAACAGUCUGGUUACUUUUUCCUUCUCUUUUAAGUUGAAGUUUCUAGGAUAUUGCAUUGAUUUCUUUUCAUUUUUUCCCCCUCAUCUUGCUCCCUCUCUUCAUGUUAUCCCAGAGGAGGACAGCAAAACAUUCUAGCACUGAUUGUCUUGAAUUUAUUUGCUUAUUGUUUCAAUUCCUCUCCCCUCUUUCACAGGACAACUUGAAAAAAUUACUGUACAAGCGUUGGGUUACUCAGUGAAAUUCCUACUUGUACAAAGGGAAACUGACAUCCCAAUCUGUGCGAAUACCUACAGGAAUAGUCUCAUUUCUUUAAAGGGGAGGAGAAAAGGCAAGAUGGAAUUGCAGUCGUUUUGCGUACAACGCAUCCUUUGUUCAUGCAGUGAAACAGGCAGGCCUGCUAUGCAGUAAUAACAUUUUACAUGACCAUAUUUGAGUUGAAGACUAUUAAUACAAAUAUUUUGAUUUUAAGCCCCUAUAAAUAAUCUCAUUUUUGAAGGAGACAUCUGUACUUUUUGUAUGUUCAGCAGAAACUGCCAGUAGCGUUCUACUAAACAAUGGGAUUAAACCUGUUCUUUGCCAAAACUAAAACCAAACUUUUUGUCAUCCUCGAAAGCUGAUUUUACUGCAGGUUUAGGGUCCCUACCAAAGAUGAUAGUAAGCUGCAUCUAACAGUGCACGUUAAAUGUAUGUACCGUCUGUUUCCACCUUCUGAGCAAAUGAGAAAAGCAGAACUGAUACGGUAGCUAACAAAGAAUGCAAAGAAUUUUUUUAAACUGUAAAUUUGGACCAAUGGAAUAUAGGAGACCUGUAUAAAAUGGUAAAAUAUAUAAUGUAUCAUCUUGGAAGGCAUUGUGUUGAACCAAUUCUUGGAUGGUUGGGACAAUCCUUAAUGAAUGUCACGUAUACGUCACGAUUAUAUAUAUUUUUCCUUUCCAUGGUCUCAUUUCUCUGUUGUAUUUGCAUUAACUAGGGUUGGGUUUUAUAUGCAGUUUAUUUUAUCCUAUUUUGCAUAGAACACCUCAUAGGGGAGAUAUGAUUUUUGUAAAUUAAAUCUUCAAUAAACUUUUUGAACCAUUUGCAUGUAA